This is a messenger RNA of Physella acuta, 984 nucleotides long. RefSeq lists its product as uncharacterized. Gene Ontology annotation, molecular function: protein binding. Lineage: Eukaryota; Metazoa; Mollusca; Gastropoda; Physidae. The record is from RefSeq and is a predicted model, not a curated record. Gene Ontology annotation, cellular component: extracellular region.
ACUGUUCUAUGUUUACACAGAUAUAACGCUUACCAGUAUCACCAUUCAAAAUGUCCAGGAAUUUCUCAGUCGCUUUUGUCGUCUUGAUUUUGGCUGUCGUCUGUUACGCCGACAUGAACGACCGCAGAGGCAAGCCACCCCGCUGCAGAAAUCUGGCCUGUCCGUUGAACUAUGACCCCGUGUGUGGCCGUGACGGGAUCACCUACCCCAACAUGUGUACCCUGGGGACAGCCAACUGUGACCGACCCCCCUACAGACCCGUGGGGCUGGCCAGCAGAGGGGAGUGCAAGAGGAGGGGACGGGAUUAUUUAUUUUAUGCAGUAGAAGUUUUUAAAGUUGUUUUAUUCAAAUACCUUGACUUAAUGUUAAUCUUUCAAGGGGAGACUAUAAGAAGGGAAGUAAACGCUGGUGUAACGUUACUUAAAGCGGAAAGGGUUUCGUGCAGACUACAGAGCAUUACAGGAUAUUCGCACAAAAUGAACAGCCUAUUUUCCACACUUACCGUCUUGAUGUUGGCUGUUGCUAGUUACGCAGCAACCGUGCCCCGUUGCCUUGACCUCAACUGCCCUUUGCACUACGACCCCAUGUGUGGGAUGGACGGGGUCACCUACCAGAACCCUUGUACCCUGGGGAUUGCCAAUUGUAACAUCCCACCCUACACCGCCGUAGGUUUGGCCUACAAAGGAAAGUGCGGAAGGAGACUGCGAACACGCAGUGCCUCAUUGUCAGAAGUAGCUUCGUUUGGAAUGAACAUGGUGGGGCCUAUUAAACAAGGAUGAUGUGCUGAGGUCGUUUCUUCAAACGUCUUAAGUUAGCAGACUUGCAAUACCAGAUGUUUCUUUUCGCCAUAAACAGCAUUUCCAGUUACACAAGAAUCGAAAAUUUAAUGGAGGGGAAUUGAUUCUGAAUUUAAUUUACCUCAAAUCUUGUAUGUAGUAACAUUUGGAAAAUUUACGAUAAAAUAAAGUGUUCCGUGAAUUAUGC